AUGGCAUUCGCUGUUGCUGAGGCGAUCCUCAAGAAGCUGGCUCCCCUUGCUGCAGAGCAAGCGGGUCUCCUGUGGAGCUUUAAGAGCGAUUUUCUGAAACUGAAAAGCACAGUUUCCUCGAUACGUGCGGUGUUGUUGGAUGCUGAUGAGCAAUCGGGUAUGAACCAUCAGGUUCGAGACUGGCUCGAUGAACUGAAACAGGUCCUUUAUGAUGCUGAUGACUUGCUGGAUGAUUUCUCCACGGAGGCACUCUUGAAGCAACGAAGGAAUGAUGGGAAUCGCUGUGUGAACGAGGUAUGCCUCUUCUUUACGCGUUCCAACCAAUUGGUUAGUGGUCUUGUGAUGGCUCAUCGGUUGAAGGCCAUCAGGACCAAGCUAGAUGAGAUUGAUGAGAAUCGGAGGAAGUUUAAUCUUGAAACGCGCCUUCAAGAUCCGGCUGCUGCUGCUGCGAUCAAGCACGAGAGGCAGACUGACUCCUUUGUUCCAUAUGGAUUUGUUGGGAGGGAGGAAGAUAAGAAGAAAAUAAUUGCUAUGUUGUUGUCAUCGACCAACGAUGAGCAGAAAAUUGAGGUUAUUCCGAUUCUUGGAAUGGGGGGUCUCGGGAAAACCGCUUUGGCUCAGUGUAUCUACAACGAUAAGAAUGUGUCUACUUGUUUUCAGUUAAAAAUUUGGAUAUGUGUUUCGGAUAAUUUCGAUCAAGCACUAUUGGUGAGGAAGAUGUUGGAGUCUAUAACCAAACGUAAAGUGGAAGAUCUUGACUUGGACAUCUUGAAGGGGGAACUUAAGAAGGAGAUGGGUAAUAAGAGGUUCUUGUUAGUGUUGGAUGAUGUUUGGGAUCAUGGUGACUACAAGGGCAAGUGGGAUAGCUUGAUGAGCUUUUGGUUGCAGGUCGAGGCAGCUGGUAGCAAAAUUAUCGUCACUACUCGUCUUGGAGGUGUCGCGAAUUACUUCGCAACGAAGGGGAUUAAACCACACAAGCUAAAAGGUUUAUCUGAGCAAGAAUCGUGGGUUUUGUUUGAACAAAUAGCAUUUAAGGGUGAAGUGGAAAGUGGUGAAAGAUUUGUAUACAUAGGGAAAGAGGUCAUGAGAAGGUGCAUGGGAGUUCCUUUGGCCAUAAGGGUGAUUGCAGGUGCCCUUUCAUCUAAGAGCAACAUUGUUGAUUGGGUGGCUAUAAGAGAUAAACAAGCAAUGUUUGAUGGGGAUGAUGAGAGAAAGAUUUUGGGUACUCUUAAAUUGAGUUAUGACAAUCUGCCUUCUGAACUGAAAUCAUGUUUUGUUUAUUGCAGCUUGUUUCCGAAAGAUUUUGAUAUUGAUGUGAAAUUGUUGGUGCAAAUUUGGAUGGGGCAAGGAUUUAUCAACUCUAGUCAAUCGUCAUCUGCUUCAUUUGAGGUCGGAGUUGAAUAUUUCAAGAGUUUGCUGUCUAGGUUCUUUUUCCAAGAGCCAAAAAGUGAUGCAUGGGGGAAUGUAAAGUGGUGUAAGAUGCAUGAUUUGAUGCAUGAUGUAGCCCUGGGGAUUGCAAGUGAGGAGAUCGUAGCUUUAAAAGCUUUAGAUUCGAUGGAAGGUCGUGGCAAUUCUGAUAGGCUUCGACACAUAUCAUUUGAUUUUGAAGAAAAACCAACAGAGACAUGGAAAGCUCCAGAUGCGUUGGCUAGUGCAACAGUACUGCGGACUUUUCUUCCUAUAAAUACACCCUAUUAUGGCAUUGGUGGCAUCGAGGAGCAGAACUGUGAGAUGAUCUUCUCAAAUAAUACUAGGCUGAGAGUUUUAAGUCUCCACGGUGCUAAACUGGAGAGUGUGGCCCGCUCCAUCCAUAAGUUGACACAUCUCAGGUACCUAAAUCUUGGUCACAACCUUAUGGAGGUGCUCCCAGGCGAGAUUACGAUACUAGUAAAUUUACAAGUGCUCAUACUAAAUUAUUGUGAGAAUCUCGAGCAAUUGCCAAGAGAUAUUGUGAAAUUGACUGAUCUCGAGUUUCUUAGCCUUGUUCGGUGUUCGAGUUUGAAAGGCUUGCCACUUGGGAUCGGGCGUCUCACUCGUCUAAGAGAAUUGUCCCUAUUCGUUGUGUCAGCUCCAUCAGACUAUUCACAUGGGGCAGUCGCAGCUAGAAUCAGCGAGCUGGAGCAUCUCGACAAUCUAAGUGAAGAAUUGGAGAUCAGAAAUCUGGAAUUGGUGAAGGAUGAGGCUGAAGCGAAAGCAGCAAGUUUGUUUCGGAAGCAACAUCUUCAAGCCUUGACAUUGAAGUGGAGCUUACCGAGACGAGUUUUUGCUGGCAGGGAUGUUGGGGUACUAAAGGCGUUGGAGCCACAUAAGAAUUUGAAGGAGCUAAAGCUGAAUGGUUAUGGCGGUCACAGUCUACCUAGCUGGUUCUCUACUACUCUCCAGAAUCUGAUUCGCUUGACAUUGUCUAAUUUAGGUCGCUUAAAGUACAUCGAGGAUGACGCUGGGCAGUUUCUUCCCCGCUUGAAAUAUCUCUGGAUUCGCAACUGCCCCAGACUAGUAAGCUGGAGGUCAACCACAGAGAUAGAAAUGCCGCAGUUCCCUUCUCUUUCAGAUCUCCGCAUUGAGAAGUGCCCGAAACUGGUACGGCUUCCUCAUAUUUCGGCGGAUAUUGAUACGGUUUACUUAAAUUAUGUUGACCGCAAACUGUUGGACCAGUUUGUUGCCUCAUUUCCACCACCCAGCUCCCCUUCGCGGAUCAAGAAUCUGACAAUUUGCGAGAUAAGAGGCCUUCGAAUUUUGCCGCAAGGUUUACUGCCUCAUCUUGCAUCCCUUGAAUAUUUGUGGAUAUGGGGUUGCCCGAACCUAAUGAAUCUGUAUCCACCGGCUACUAGUCAACAACAACAUCUCACUUCCCUCCAGUUCUCUGCCCUUUCAAACCUCCGUCGCUUUUAUAUCUUUCAUCUUCCAGGGAUAAAGCGUCUACCAGAGUGGCUUCAGCAUUCCUCUAACUUGCAGGUGCUGUCGAUUCAUGAUUGCGACGGUCUGAAGUGCUUGCCAAAAUGGCUACCCAAGCUUACAGCGCUAGAUACUCUGAUAGUAAGCGGCUGUCAUUUUCUAUCAGCCAGAUUGAAGAGUAGAACGGCCGAGGACUGGCCCAAAGUUGCUCACAUUCGGAAGAUUGAUAUUGAUGGCACCAAAGUACAAAGGGACGGUAACUACAUGAGAGUAGAAGAGCCAGCAGACGAAAACCAACUUCAAGAACAAGAAGCAAGUGGAGGAGAAGAAGAAGAAGAAGAAGAAGAAGAACAACAACAACAACAAGAAUUAUUCAGUGAAGAAGAAGAUGUUGACGAUGCUGAUAAUAAUGAUGAUUGCGAGGAAGAAGAAGAAGAUGAUGAUGAUGAUAAUGAUGACGAGGAAGAAGAAGGACUAUCCUCGUGCAUUCCGUCUCCAAGGCUCUAUUCCUGGAAAAGUUUUUGCCUUGGUAUCCUGUCUAUGGAAGCAGAUAUUCAAGCAACUGUAUUGUUUUUCAGGAUGACAUUGAUGACGUACAAGCACAAGACUCAUGUUGUUGAUUCUGAUCGAAGGAUUAUCUCCGAUGUCGAUGUCGACUUCUACAUUAAUGAUGACGAGAUACAUGUUGUGGACUCAAACCACUUGAAGGAGAAGAAGAAGAAGAACAACAACAACAACAACAACAACAAUUAUUCAGUCAGGGAGAUGAUGAUGAUGACGUUUUUUAUAAUUAUGAUGAGGGCGAGGAAAAGAGAAGAUAAGAAUGAUGAGGACGAGGCAAAAGAAGAACUACCCUUUGGUACUCCGUCUCCGAGGAUGUUGUCAAGCUAGUGAUCACUCUAAUGACACUAUCAAGUCUGCACAUUCAUUUGUGAGACGUCUAUGGCGUACAAACUUGUUCUCUUGGAUCAAAUUUCACAAUUGCAUUCUAUGUUUCUUGCCGAUAGUUGCAUCUUGAUUGUUUUCGACCACCAGCUUGAACUUCCAUCCUGUCGCACUAGUUUUGUGUUUUUAAUUUCGUUCUCGUACACUUUGUAAUAUUUUGGAGUUGGGCCUGAUAGUGAGAGAUUUUGUAAUAAUGCAGCUGUCACUGGCUUGAAGUAACAGAUUCAUUUGCAGCAGCAAACUCCUCAACACUGUC
This is a messenger RNA of Linum tenue, 4096 nucleotides long. The record is from the annotation of a GenBank genome assembly. Lineage: Eukaryota; Viridiplantae; Streptophyta; Magnoliopsida; Malpighiales; Linaceae.